Molecule: messenger RNA, 1452 nt
Organism: Dovyalis caffra
Lineage: Eukaryota; Viridiplantae; Streptophyta; Magnoliopsida; Malpighiales; Salicaceae
Source: the annotation of a GenBank genome assembly
AUGGGAGGGACGAAGAGCAAGAUUUCUCUUGAAGAUUACCUCCAAUUUUUUCUAUCUCACAAGCAAUUCGGUCUCUCCGCCAAUUUUCUCAAUCAGAUUAUCCUCAUGCACGGCUUCAAGAAACUCCACGGAGUCCCUAAGAAAGUGUUAUCAGAUGCGGUGGAUACAAUAGAUCUGGAGAAUCUCUCACGCUCCACACUGAAAGACAAAAACGAAAUAUCGUCGGGCGCAUUCAUGAAUGUGGAAGACAUUGUGGCAGAUAUGAAUGAGCUCGAUUGGCAGGAGUGCUGCGUCACUUCCAUCCACACACUGAACGCAAAAUCAGAACCCCAAGCUGUAGCAGGAGGCACAAGGAAGAGGAAGAGAGGUAGUAGCAGUGCAGGUGCUGCUAUUGAUGCGGUGUCUACUACUGCUCUUAAAAUAUGCCUAGGACGCGGUGGCAUGCCCUUGCUAGAAGAUGGUGUAAAUAAAAUUUCACUUCCUCCUUUUAUUUUCUUAGAAAAAGGAACACUCAAGUCAUCAUCGAAAAGCUACAAGGCUCCAAUGAAAGUGGGAAAGAACUGGGGCAUCCCUUGCUGGUCUUUCUUAUCGCAACUUAAAGAGAAGAAGAAGAAGAAGACGGUCAGGGGUUUAAGAAGAGAAGAAGAAGAAGAAGACGGUCAGGGGUUUAAGCCCAUGGGUGGCAGAGUCAUCUACUCCCUCAUGUUUUUCUUACUCGGUCUCUUCCUUUCUUCAGGUUUAAGUGUUACAAAAAGGUUAGCGAAUGACAAUAGUAAACAAGCAGACCAUGGAACAAAGCAAGCUGUAGUGCAUAUGAAUUCUAUUUCCAGGAGCCAAAAGGACAUUACUACCCCAAUAACAACUGUUCCCACAAUUAUUCCCACCAAUCCCACUACAUCAACCCCAAUAAUAAACCCAAAUUCAGACCCUGAUUCAAUAUCACCUGCUACCAUGACACCAAUGGUAACCCCAGCUUCAACAUCAUCACCUGUAUCUUCUGGAGCUAGCUGGUGUAUUGCUAGCCAAAGUGCAUCACCAAUAGCGUUGCAAGUUGCUUUGGACUAUGCUUGUGGCUUUGGUGGUGCUGAUUGCUCAGCAAUUCUGUCUAGUGGAAGCUGUUACAAUCCAAACACUGUCCAUGAUCAUGCCUCUUAUGCGUUCAACAGCUAUUAUCAGAAGAAUCCAGUACCCAGUAGCUGUAAUUUUGGAGGAAAUGCUGUUACUACUAGCACUAAUCCAAGUACUGGGACGUGUCAGUUUCCGUCCACUAGCACAAGCUCAUCAGUCUUGAACACCACAAAUUCAAAUGGUGCCACGGUUUAUGGUGCAGUACCUUCAAAUCCUACCCCAUCGGAAGCUGCCAAAAUUAACGAGACUCCACAUUUUAUGUCCGUGACAUUUCUGAUUAUGUUGCUGGCUAAAUUAACAUCAUCUCUGGGCUACAGGGGAUAA